AUGUUGGAGCGGGGCUUCUCCCCCAAUGUCCGCACCUUCACGGCGGUGGUCACUGCCUAUGCCAAGGUGGGAGACAUCGAUGGCGCGGCGUGCACCAUGCUGGCCAUGCAGAGUUGCGGCAUCACCGCCGACACCGUCACUUACAGCAGUUUGCUGGAUGCAUGCGCGAAGAAAGGCGACAUCGAAUGUGCCCAGAAGAUCUUCGCCCUCAUGCAGCAACAGAACGUCCAGCCAAACAUCGUGUCGUACACUUCCCUGGCAAGAGCCUUCGCAAAGAAAGGCAUGUGGCACGAAGUUGAGCUCCUAGGUAGCAGCCUGGAGCAGGACGGACUUUUCGUUAACGACUUUUUCCUUUACGCGCUGCUGCUGGCCUAUGCACACGCCAUGCCGAAGCAGGCAGCCAGGGCCGAGGCAACCUUCGUGAGGUUUGUCCAGAGUGGCCAGAUCCGCAUCAACAAGCACAUUAUCAGCGGACUUCAUCGUGCAGUUGGCCACACUCGCACCAAGCAGUUGUUGCGAAAGGCUGAGGGGUGCCAAUGCACACCUGAAUUUGUGAGUUUGCAUAGAUCAAGCUAG
Symbiodinium natans is the source of this 576-nucleotide messenger RNA. Lineage: Eukaryota; Dinophyceae; Suessiales; Symbiodiniaceae. The record is from the annotation of a GenBank genome assembly.